This is a messenger RNA of Monomorium pharaonis (pharaoh ant), 1198 nucleotides long. RefSeq lists its product as uncharacterized. The transcript has 3 exons. The coding region runs from base 147 to 809 and encodes 220 amino acids. The record is from RefSeq and is a predicted model, not a curated record. NCBI's taxonomy places the organism in Eukaryota, Metazoa, Arthropoda, Insecta, Hymenoptera, Formicidae.
UAAAAAGAUACUUUGGUUCUAUACGUGGUUUAUUAAAGUUAGAGUGAGCACUGAGAAGACGUUUGAAAAAAGUUUAUCUUUGCCGUAUAUUAGUUAAAAUCAUUCUGUUAGUUUUAUAUGCUACUUUGUAGGAAAAUCUUUGAAAAAUGUUUGGAAUAUUCUUUGGUUUUAUGUUCGUGACAGCAUAUGCCGCAGAUGAAAUACCCUCCUUCAUCCAUCCGUGUGGUCGUAAAGAUCCCAAUUACAGUCAAUGCUUCGUGGACAACGUUAAUAGUGUAACGAAGAAGAUUUGUACAUUUGGAUUACCGGAAUUCAAUCUUCCUCCGCAAGAGCCAAUAAUUAUUGAUAAAGUAGUUAUUUAUGACACGGAUAAUCUUAAAUUGAGUCUCAAAGAUGUAAAUGUAAGAGGAUUUUGCAAUCUUACUGUAACUUCACAUUACGCAUCUCCUGAUAGACGUCAUCUUGAGUUUAAUUUUACAUUAAAAAAUCUUACCACGGACUCCGUAUAUAACUUUGACAUACGUUUAUUGGUAUCACUUGCUAAUGAAGGACUAAUUCAUGUUACUUCAGAUGAUGUAGACGGAAAGGUAACCAUGGAUUUGAAAGAGGUAAUCAAGAACGGUAAAAAACAAAUAUAUGCAUCGAAAGUAAAUACUAUUUUUAAAAUUAAUAAAUUCAAUUAUGAGUUUGAUAUAAGUGAGAAAAACUUGGCUCAACUACACGAAGCUUUGAGCAAAAUCAUAAAGGAAAACGAGAACGAAAUAUUAGUAAAUUUUUGCCGAAAGCAGAAGAAGCAGUCUCCAAACUAAUAAUUUCUAUCAUUAAUACUGUAGCUCAUAAUAGAUUUGAGCAAUUGUUUCCCGAUGAAGCAUAGAAUGUCUAAAGUACUGCUCCAUUCUUAUAUUUGAAACAUUUUAGUUUAUCUUUAGAUAUUGUACGGAUCGCCUUAUUGACUACAGAGCAUCUGAAAAUAAAUUAAGAUAAUAAUCAUAUGUUUAAUAUGAAACUAUGAAUACUAGCCAGAUUACAAAUACAAGAUAUUGAGAUUCUUCAUCACAAAGUCGUUUUAUGCACUGUAAUGCAAUUCAAUUCAAUUAAAAUAGAAAAAUAAAAUAUAUUAUAUAUAGGUAAUAUAUUUUAAUUAUAUUAGUUUAUAUCUAAUAAUGCGAUCCGAUUCUAUUAAAGAAUAAUCAACAUA